AUGCCUAACCGACAAGGUGUUAAGAUGCUUCAAAGGGAGAGGAUUUUCACUGCCUCAGCGGCAAUGAUUAGGACUGCCGAUGAGGUCUUAAGAUACCUUCGGAACCGUCUAGGAAGUUUGGAAUAUGAUGAGUGGUCAAAUCACAGGCAGGCUUGGAAGUUGGAAUCUGCUUCAAUAAUUGAACCUCCGAUUAAUUUUAUUGUGUCAUCUCAUUCUAAGGGAAAGAGAAGGCCAAGGUGGGCGCUUAUUGACAAGGCGUACAUGCACAGUACAUGGAGAUCCUCACAAUCAACGUACCAUCUAUUCCGUACGAGUGGGAAUUUCCAUCCAUCAGACCAUCUGAUUCUUUUGAUGGAUGAUCUUCUCAAUCUAUCUUUGCAUAGUUAUGAAACUGUUCGCGUGCUUGCUGGAAAAUCUCUACUGAAGAUGAUAAAGAGAUGGCCAUCUAUGAUUUCAAAGUGUGUUAUCUCUCUGGCUGAGAAUUUACGGAACCCUGACUCUCCAGAAUGUGCAGUGCUAGGUUCCUGUGCAGUCCUUACCUCACAAACAAUUCUCAAGCAUUUGACAACGGAUCCAAAGUCGUUCUCUUCAUUUAUCCUUGGGAUUCUCUCCAGCUCACAUCAUGAAUCACUGAAAGCUCAAAAAGCAAUCAAUGAGUUAUUUGUCAAAUACAACAUCUACUUUGCUGGAGUAUCUAGAAGCAUUUUCAGGACAUCAAACAAUGAUGUGGACGGACCAGAUUUUGAAGAUUUGGUUUCUCAAAUUGGUUCUAUGAGUUUUGAUUCCAAUGGUUUGCAUUGGCGGUAUAAUCUAAUGGCUAACAGAGUUAUGCUCCUGUUGGCUAUGGCAUCUAGGAAUGACCCAAAUGCCUCUCCGAAGAUAUUGAGUGAAACUGCUGGUCACUUCUUGAAGAAUUUGAAAAGUCAACUACCUCAGACAAGAAUACUGGCAAUUUCAGCCCUAAAUAUGCUGCUAAGGGAUUCACCUUAUAAACUGUCAGCUGAGGAUCAGUCUGGCUCUUCUGCUUCCGGGGACUUACAGGAAAGUACAAAAUCAUCCAUUGAAGGAGCUUUAACUAAAAUUUUUCAGGAAGAGGGUUUCUUUAAUGAGUCAUUGAAUUGUCUUUCCCAUGUUCACAUAAUCACUGAUUCUGAGAGCACAUCUUCCAGAGGAAAUCAUGGAAAUUCAUCUUUUCAGAGCCUAGCAGAUAAAUCAAUCACCCUUUUUUAUUUUGACUUUUCUGCGUCAUGGCCACGGACUCCUAGUUGGAUUUCUUUAUUAGGAAGUGAUACCUUCUACUCAAGUUUUGCCCGGAUUUUUAAGCGGUUAAUACAAGAAUGUGGCAUGCCUGUUUUAGUCGCACUUAAAAGUUCAUUGGAGGAGUUUGCAAAUGCCAAGGAGAGGUCUAAGCAGUGUGUUGCUGCUGAAGCACUGGCUGGGGUGUUGCAUUCGGAUGUCAAUGGUCUUUUAGGAGCAUGGGACAGCUGGUUGAUGGUCCAGUUGCAGAAAAUCAUUUCAGCACAAUCAGUGGAAUCAGUACCUGAGUGGGCAGCUUGUAUACGUUAUGCAGUUACUGGAAAAGGAAAAUAUGGAACAAGAGUUCCUCUUCUGAGGCAACAAAUUCUAGAUUGUUUGGCUGAUCCAUUACCUGCAACAGCAACUACCACCAUGGUAGCCAAGCGCUAUGCUUUUCUAUCAGCUGCACUUAUAGAAAUAUCCCCACCGAAAAUGCCAGCAGCAGAGUUACAGCUCCAUAAUAAACUUCUGCAAGAGCUGCUUGGUAAUAUGUGCCAUUCAUCAGCCCAAGUAAGGGAAGCUAUAGGUGUUACCCUUUCUGUUUUGUGCUCUAACAUUCGGCUUUAUGCAUCGUCUGAUCUUGAUCAUUCACAUGAAGGGGGAAAUAGUAAUGUUAAUUACCAACUUAAAGAGGGAAGUUGGGUUCAGUUUCUAAUAGAACGAGCAUCUGAACUGGUAAUGAAUAUUCAGAAUACCAGUCAGUCUGACAAUUCGGAGAUCCCAACAGAUGUGAGAGAUCAAAAUGGGCAUUUGAAUGGAGAUUCAAAAGAUGAUGUCAAAUGGAUGGAAACGCUAUUCCAUUUUAUCAUCUCGUCUUUGAAGUCUGGGAGAUCUUCAUGUUUGCUAGAUGUGAUCGUGGGACUUCUUUAUCCUGUAAUUUCCUUGCAGGAAACAUCAAAUAAAGAUUUGUCAACAUUGGCCAAGGUAGCUUUUGAACUAUUAAAAUGGAGGAUUUUCUGGGACCCUCAUCUCCAGGAGGCUGUAGCUGUGAUUCUUUCUUCAGCCAAUGAUUCUAACUGGAGGACUAGAUCUGCGACACUGACUUAUCUCCGAACUUUUAUGUAUAGGCAUACUUUCAUUCUCUCACGUGUGGAGAAAGAUAAAAUCUGGAGCACUGUGGAAAAGCUACUCAUAGACAAUCAAGUGGAGGUAAGAGAGCAUGCUGCAGCAGUUCUAGCCGGCCUAAUGAAGGGUGGGGAUGAAGAUCUAGCUAGAGAUUUUCGUGACAGAGCCUAUUUGAAGGCAAAUGAUCUUCAAAGGAAGAGAAAGCGGAGGUUAGUUUUCAUGUUUCUGAAGUCCUAUAAUUGUUUAAGUAAUGUACCUUCUCAAUGCGGGGACAACAUUCAUGAAAACUCAUCUGCUUGUUUCAUUUAUCUUGAAAUCAGAGGACAGAUUAAAGCAAACAUCUGGUACUAUGAAGAGGGUGACCAAUGCAAACCGGGCUCAUUAAUGCCUUAA
Corylus avellana is the source of this 2754-nucleotide messenger RNA. The record is from RefSeq and is a predicted model, not a curated record. Lineage: Eukaryota; Viridiplantae; Streptophyta; Magnoliopsida; Fagales; Betulaceae.